UCACACCAAACAGAACAAGCAAGAGAAAAUACAAGUUACAGUUGAAAAAUGACAAGGAUGAUAAUGAAGGUUCUAUGCGUUGUGGUGGCCUUCAUGGUGGUGUCAACGCCUUAUACAAUGGCUAUUACUUGUGAUGAUGUCGUUAACAAGUUGACCCCAUGCGCAAACUACCUGAAGAAAGGUGGUGCAGUGUCAACGCCAUGCUGUAAGGGUGUUAAGGGACUGCAUGCGGCGGCUAAAUCAACCCCUGAUCGGAAGACCGCCUGCGUUUGUAUGAAGGAAGCAUAUAAAUCAAAUCCCGGCAUCAAACCAGAGAACGCCCUUGUUCUUCCAAAAAAGUGUGCUGUUAAUAUUCCUUACAAGAUCAGCCUUAAAACCGAUUGCUCCAAGGUGAAGUGAGCCUUUACGUUGAGAGCAUGGACAUGGAGACAUGCAUGAUCACUUGGGUUGCGUAGAAACAUAUAUAUGAAAUAUCGAUAAAAAAUAAUAUUCGAAACCCGGUUUUCCCUUACUUUGUAUUGUCUAGCUUAAUAUGUUGUUCUUGUUAUGUUAUGCAAUUAGUUUGGUAUUACAUUCUUCUGUCCAGGGGCGAACACGAACACUAAAACUAGGGGGCUAGAAAUAAAACUUCAGAAAAAAAAGACAUAUACCAAGUUUAAUAUAUACCAAUUUUAAUUCGAUUUAAGUUAUUAUAUAUUCGAUAUGUAAAGAAGACAAUUAACAGAAUAAAUUACACGAAUG
This is a messenger RNA of Lactuca virosa, 741 nucleotides long. The record is from the annotation of a GenBank genome assembly. NCBI's taxonomy places the organism in Eukaryota, Viridiplantae, Streptophyta, Magnoliopsida, Asterales, Asteraceae.